Lentinula edodes (shiitake mushroom) is the source of this 1611-nucleotide messenger RNA. Its product is annotated as P-loop containing nucleoside triphosphate hydrolase protein. Gene Ontology annotation, biological process: mitochondrial respiratory chain complex III assembly; protein insertion into mitochondrial inner membrane from matrix. The coding region runs from base 1 to 1611 and encodes 536 amino acids. Gene Ontology annotation, cellular component: mitochondrial inner membrane. The record is from RefSeq and is a predicted model, not a curated record. The transcript is spliced from 10 exons. Gene Ontology annotation, molecular function: ATP binding; ATP hydrolysis activity. Lineage: Eukaryota; Fungi; Basidiomycota; Agaricomycetes; Agaricales; Omphalotaceae.
AUGUCGACGUUGUGGCUCAACCUCAGGAGUCAGCUCUCUAACGGCAUCGCAUCUCUUUUGUCUUUUUUGUCAAAGGCCUACAUCGUUGACAGUGCCAAACUGAUGGUUAUUGGCUUAAUAGUCGAAGCAAGCAGAAGAUUGUGCCAAUGGCUCUUUGUACGAUUUCGGAUACGGUACUCAAUUACUGCGCAGUUUAACCAGGGAGACCCUGCGUAUGAGUGGAUAUUGCAUUUCUUGAACGAUCAGGAAGUUUGGCGACGCGCUUACGACUUUCAAGUCAGCGCAAAGAGCUCUACUCGUAAGUGGGGUAUUAGCUCUCCAGUAACCGGUGAAAGUUCGAUUGUCAAAUCCGAGAGUGUCGAAUAUGUUCCCACAUAUUCCCAACCUCAGCUCUUUCGAUGGAGAGGCUACUGGCUUGAAAUCAUGCGCUCUAAACCACAGAAUGAAAUCUCAUUCAUUCUUCCACAUCCACAAUCUUCUGGCUUUGAGUCCAUCUUCAUAUCCGUCUACACCUUGGACAUGUCUGUUCUUUCUGCUAUAAUAGAGGAAGCUCGCCAGCGCUACGUCGAAGUCACAAGGCCAGAUGUCAUCAUUCAUUUGGCGGACAAUGACAUGUUACAUCUCCAUCAUACUACAUGGGGAAGUGUCAAGCGCCAGCUUCGCAGACCGUUCAACUCCGUCAUUUUACAAGAAGGAGUUUUGGAUUCUCUCCGGCAAGAUGCAAAGGAAUUUAUGGAGACAGAAUCUUGGUAUACUGAACGAGGAAUUCCUCACCGAAGGGGUUAUCUUCUCUAUGGUCCUCCUGGAAGUGGUAAAAGCUCUACGAUAUAUGCGUUGGCAGGAGAACUGGGUAUGGAGAUAUAUUCGCUUUCAUUAGCAUCAAAUUUCGUCGACGACUCCUUCUUACAACGUGCCACGUCUUCAAUCCCCAAAAAUUCGAUAUUCCUGAUUGAAGACAUUGAUUGUGCAUUGCCCUCAAUGGAGGAUACCGACCAGGAUCAAUCAAACAUUAUAAAUGUUGCGAGACGGCGGAUUUGGAGGAGUGUCACCGUGACACUCUCAACCUUGCUCAACGUGAUAGAUGGAGUUGGGAGUGAGCAAGGCAGACUAUUCUUUACCACAACCAAUCACAUAGACCACUUAGACCCCGCAUUACUUCGUCCUGGGCGUAUCGACCGGAAGAUACCAUACCAUUUAGCGACUAAAGAGCAAGCAGCGGCUCUUUUCACGAGCUUCUUUUCACCGGACUGUAUUUCCGAAUUGAUUGAAACAGGUGCAUUAACCGGAAAAAUCGAGGGAAAUCAUGAUGUGCAGUCAAUCACGAACCUCUCAAAAUCUUUUGCAUCUCAAGUUCCUUCACAUGAAUUCUCCGUCGCUGAGCUCCAGGGGUAUCUUUUGGGAUACAAGAAACAAGCGGAGGAAGCUGCUGUGGGGGUGGCUGCAUGGAUUGAACAAGAACGGAAAUAUAAGCGUGAAGAGGAGGAAAAGGCGAAUGAAAGGACUCGGAGGUCAAAAGAACAGCAAGAAAAAAUGGUUGGAAAUGACCAUGCAGCUAUAGGACGUGGGGUAAGCCUUGGUAGCCUUGGUCCACCGCAAUCGCUGCGUACUUAG